This is a messenger RNA of Diachasmimorpha longicaudata, 7268 nucleotides long. RefSeq names its product phosphatase and actin regulator 2. The transcript has 14 exons. Lineage: Eukaryota; Metazoa; Arthropoda; Insecta; Hymenoptera; Braconidae. Gene Ontology annotation, molecular function: actin binding. The coding region runs from base 723 to 2615 and encodes 630 amino acids. The record is from RefSeq and is a predicted model, not a curated record. Gene Ontology annotation, biological process: actin cytoskeleton organization.
UUAGUGAGUAAAUUUCAAACAACAUAAUCAACAUCGGGAAGUGGACUUCAACGAAGAGAAUCGGUAUGAGGACGUCAACUUCAAUAAAAAUAAUCAAUAUGAGAAGGUGAACUUCAAUGAAAAUUAUCAACAUCAGGAAGUCAACUUCAAUAAGAAAUAGUUAAAGUCAGGAAGUUAAGUCCAACCAAAAUAACACCUGAAUGUCAACUUCAACACAAAUAAUCAACAUCAGGAGGGCAACUUCAACCAAAGUCAUCAACAUCAGGAGGUCAACGUCAACAAAAAAUAAUUAAUUUCAGGAAGUCAAUUUCAACAAAAAUAAUCAAGAAUUGGAAGUUAACUUCAACCAAAAUAACACCAGGACGUCAACUUCAACACCAAUAAUCAACAUCAGGAAGUCAACUUCAACAAAAAAUAAUUAAAAUCAAGAAGUCAAUUUCAAUCAAAAACUAGUCAACAUCAGGAAAUCAACUUUAAUAUAAAUAAUCAAUCGUCUGAUGUUGUUCUGAGUUGAUCAUGUUGAAGUGCUUCUGACGAUCUUCAUUGAAGUUGAUAACGUUUUUGGAUUGUCACGUGAUUACACAUCGUCGCAGGACGCUCGCAAUUCCAGGGUCUAGGCAGAACGCGACACUGUGCUUUUAACCUUCACCCAGUGACGUGUGAGUGCAUAUGUGCGAUAAGAGGAGAUAUAAGGUGAAGACGGAGAGAUUGGAGGCUACAACAUGAACAGCCUCCUGCGGCUGACGUCCAUCGGAAGUGCAAAAAAACAAAAUGGCGCAGCUCUCCGAACAAAUAGCCUGGGCUCUGGUGCUCGUACACCACCGCUGGAACGAAAGAGUAAAUUCUCAGCAUUCGGUAGACUAUUCAAGCCCUGGAAGUGGAAACGAAAAAAGAAAUCGGAUAAGUUCGAAGCUGCUUCUAGAUCGUUGGAGAGAAAAAUUUCCGUCAGAGCGAAUCGAGAAGAGCUCGUGCAGAAAGGCAUCCUACUGCCAGAUAGUCCGACCUCUCCUAUACCGGAAGAGGGUCCGACGAAUGAUACGUACAAUCAGAAGCCACCUACCCCCCAGCAACAUCAUCACCAAUCAUCAACGAUACCUGGUACUCAAUUUACCAAUGCACCACACAGCCAACAACAUCAGCAACAAAAUACCAUUCUGUCCAACUCAACGACUGCCAAUUCUCACUCAUGUCCUGGAACGAAUAAUAAUCAAGCAUCAACGCAUCCCUCAACCCUCUAUCCAGGUGUACCAUCAACUAAUCAGCUGAACGGCAGCACGCAAGAGCCGAAAAAGGAAAAGACUGAACAGAGUACGAAUGGGGCAUUAUCACCAAGUGGUGAGCUUGCAUCUAGUGAGGAUGUGGGGGGACAAUCGGGGGAUCAGAAGCCGAAGAGACCGAGCCACUUCCAGGCAUCGACAAGCCUCGACAGGCGGCUGGUCAUGCUUCGAGCAGUGAAAAAAGAAAGAUCGCUACAGACAGCUGAGGAGCAGCAGGUGAUUGACAGGUACAUGUCACCAAUGCCACCUCAUAAUACUCUGAUGCUGUCUGAGCUGCCUGAGCCGCCAAUUCCAUUAAGUGAAAUCGGUCCCAUUCCACCACCCCCGAUGUUCAGCUCACCGAGUCCAACAUUGCUGGCCCGACAGAGACAACAGCAAAUGCCACUGUCCGACUGCGAAGAUGACGACGAAGAUGAAGUGGAUGUCGAGGAGGACGACGUGGACCUCUACGAGAUCCGCUACUCCCAGCCGGACCCGAGCAUCGACACAUCGCGAGUGGAGGAGAUACCCGCGAAAGAGCCAAAGUUCCAUGCAAUGCCCCUGAAGAGUGCACUGAAGAAGAAGGGCUCGGGCAGUGGCCCUGGCACCCCCCAGAGCACUCCCACACAGGAGAAUCGACCCUUGACACUUCGUCAGGAGUUACACGCGUCGUUCAAAAGGCCUCCGCUAAGGCCUAGGGUGAGAAUAUGUAGCCGACCGGUUAGAUUCGGUCUCGCUCUACCCUGCACCCUGGAGAACAAAGAGAAUGCCCGACCCUAUGUCAUCAGGGAGGACUCGGAUGGCUCGGACGAUGGUCAAGUGCUCUACCGAGACGAUUACGAGGAUGAAGAGAGCCGACUUCAAGCCAAAAUUGCACGCAAAGAGUCACUGUCACUGAAACUCGCACUUCGGCCAGACAGACAGGAGCUCAUAAACCGUAAUAUUCUGCAAAUACAGUCUGACAAUGAGAGACAGGAGAGCAAGGAAGCAAUCGGUGCACGACUCAUCAGGCGGCUUAGCAUGCGACCAACUCAGGAGGAACUCGAGGAACGUAAUAUUUUGAAGAAACAAAGCCCAGCUGAGGAGAAGAAACAGAAGGAGGAGAAGAAACGCUAUUUGCUGAGAAAAUUGAGUUUUCGGCCUACGGUUGAGGAGCUCAAGGAAAAAAAGAUCAUCAGAUUCAAUGAUUACAUUGAGGUGACUCAAGCCCACGAUUACGACAGGCGAGCUGACAAACCGUGGACCCGACUGACACAGAAAGACAAGGCGGCCAUACGGAAGGAGCUCAACGAGUUCAAAAGCUCGGAAAUGGCAGUUCACGAAGAGAGUCGACACCUUACUAGAUACCAUAGGCCAUGACAAUCGCAAUGUGUAGAGGUGAUAAAGUGUAGUGCAGUUAUCGUGGACGCGAUAUUGUGGCGUAAUUGUGGUACAUAAGACACAAGAGAAAAAAUAAUAAUCAACCGAGAUCCUCAAUCUUCCUCGAUUCAAGUCUCUCAAGCCAAUUGUUACGUCUCCUGCUGCGUCUGCGAUGAUAAUUAAUGAUGUGAUAGGGUGUGGUGAGUCCGAUUUUCGCAUUGAUUUAACGAAUUAAAUCAAUAAUCACGGGAUUCAUCAACCCGAAUAUGAAAAUACGUUGGCACAUUUUAUCGAUAUAUCGAUCUACAAACAUCACGAGGAAUUAUUCACCAGUCAGUUGAUAUUUUUUAUUGAGAGGGGAAAAAAAUUGUUAAUCAUUCCAUUCAUUUUUUCGCAAUUUUUUUUGGACUUUGUGAGUUGAUUUUUUUUUCGGUACGAUUUUGAAUUUAUUCGUAAUUUUGGGGAGAAAGUGGUCGAUUAGUUGUUGAGGAUUUUAAUUAUUGAUGAUUAUUUAACGCAAUUAUCGUUGAUUUUUAUUUUUUUUUGGAUUUUGGAGAUGUCUUCCAAGAGGAUUUCGUGAUGAAGUGGUGAAACGAUGGAGGAAGUUGAGAUUUUUCGUUGAAACCGUCGUAAGGGUUGUUUGACCCUCAAUUCUAAAAUAAAUCCCAUAAAUAGUCCCUAAAUGACCAAUUUCAAUUUUUUCGUCUUUCUUAUUUUUGGAAUUACCUGAAAACCAUCAAUUUUAACGAGAAAUGUUACAAUAUAUCUUUUAUAGAGAAUUGAAUUGCCUACAAAAAAUGUCCGAUGACAUUACGCUUUAAACCCCUUCAUUACCGGAAUAAAUAACCAUUUAGCAAGACGAAAAAUAAAUCUCACGUUUCACCACUUCAUGAUUGAAUGAGCAAUUUUAUUCAUUGGAGAAUCAUUGAAAUUAAUUACAAAAAUCCAAAAAGCACUAUUUUAAUUAAUUUUAUAGUUGUUAAAACGAACUACCAACCAUUCAAGGCCACGUGGCAUUAAUUAAUCUCAACAGCUUCCAUUGAAAAUUAAAAAUUAAAGAAAAAGAUGGACAAGUCUUUUUUUCAGUUUUUAAAUCCAUUAAAAUAAAAAUUAAUUAUUCCGUGCUACAAAAUGUGGUCAGCACGUAACGAUGAAGGAACAGUGCAUAUUGUGCAAUGACAUGUACAGAAAUGGGGGGCAAUAUCGCACGAUUAUCAAUUUUUCAUAAAAGUGAAAUUGUUACAUUAUUGAUUUUGGUUAAAUCAAGCAAUUGAUAAAGAAAUAAAUUCCUCAAGCAAAUCAGUGAUGGAUCAUUGAGUUGAUUAUCACAUCGAUAACGAUUACUAUAAUUUUUCUAAAUAAAAAAAAUACUCAAUUAAAACCGAAAAAACAGAAAAAAAAUUAUUAAAAGAUGGAAAAUGAAUUUGUUUUAAUCAAGAAAAGCCAUUUUCGAUGUUUUUCAAUCAUUGGAGGUAUUGAUGAUAAACCGUAGCGAUGAUGUGAGUUUAACAAUUUUUCAAUAGACAAGUAAUAAAUUUUGUGUUUAUUAAUGAACACAAAAAAACAACGAGACGUAAUUGUACGAGUAAGGCGCUUUCUCUGUGCGGCCAUUUUGGAUUUACUGAUAAUGAAAAUUUAUGUAUUAAGGGAUGAAGGAUUAUGCAGGUGAUCUUUGGACGUGAGUUCUGGGUUGAUGUGGAAUUUUAAUGAGAAGGGGAUGAAUCAUUAUCAUCAGUUCUAUUCACUAAAUGGGGAAGGCAGCUUAACGAUCAUUCAAUCCUUCUGGGUUCUUUAAGGGUGAGGAAAUAAUUUUCGAGGGAAAUUAUCGCUUUUGGGUGUGCUAUCAGGUUCUAAUGCUGAAUGGCAUUGGGACCUUGUCAAUCGCUUCGAUUUUCGAGUCGCAAUUUUCGAGAGUUUUCAGCCUCUGCGAUGGGGUAAUAUGGGUCCUGUCAAUUUCUUUCUCAUUAAUUUCCCUAGCUCUCUAAUGACGCCAUUUUUAACUAUCAAUCGAAACCUGGAGGCACAGAUAAUUCAUUUUAUUUCAUCACUUUGCUACAGAAUCAUUUAAUCAAGAGGAAUCGGUUUUAUUCUCCCCUUACGUUCUGGGGGUUCAUAAAUCCCAUUACGAAUCGAUGAAAAUGCAUUCAUCCCCUGAAAUCACACAAUCAAGUAAAUUCGAUAUUCUCCCCUCCUCGGUGAUCAUCCAGCAUCAUCGAGGAGUUACUGUUCGAGUAACCGUAGAUGAGAUGUAGAAGAAAAACGUUCUUAAUAUUAAAGUGAGAAAAAAACUCGUGAAAAUUCGAAAAUUGAAUUUUCAAAACAGAAAAAUUCAAUUCUCAAACUUCACUCCCUUCACAAAAUAAAUUUUAAAAAACCCAAAAAAAUGUAUUCAAAGGCUCUCGUUCCAUCGGUCAAUCACCAACGACUACUGUGUAGUCGCAAUAAUAAAAAAAACUGAAAAUUGAGAAGUGAAAAAAAAAAUUUUGUGAAAAACAGUUUUAAUGAGCAUUAGAACAAAUUUUUUUUUCUCUUUUUCCAAGCCCAAAAUCACAGGCUAAUGAAAAAAGAAAAAAACGUGUGAUUUUGUGAAACAUAUAAAUAUAUAAAAAUGUAUGAUAAACUUACGAUUAAUUGAUCAGUUAAUUAUAACAGUAAACGAUUGAUGAUUCUCUGUAAAUAAAUUAUAAAUAAUAUAAAAAAACACUUGCGAUAGAAUAAGAAAUGCUAAAAUGCUACCUUUGCUGCAUAUAUAAUAUAUAUAUAAUGGAGUAAUUAAUGAAUUUGUAGGGGGAAAGGAUAUGUGUGGAUACUGUGAGGGUCUCGGAAAAUUCACGAGCUGAAUUUGGAAAAAUCGGAGAAAAUUCAGUGAAUAGAUUUUCUUGCGAUUUUUUAAAAAUAAAAAGAUGGUUUUUGUGGCCAAAUGGGGGGGAGGGACAGUAAGAAGCUUUUCAGGGAAAGCUUGGGGAAAAUACCGGGGAAAUUUUUCGGUUUCGGAAGUUGGGAAUGUCCAGGGAGAAUCGAGGAGUGAAUAUGUGGGAAAUCUGAGGAAAAUUCAGGAAAAAAUACCUUCCAUUGAAGAUUCAAUCAUUUUUGUUAUGCUGGAGGGAAAAAAGGAGAUGAAUAUGGAAAAUUGCUGUCUGUAAGGAAGUGACGACGAGAAAAUGCUGAAAAUUUGAAAAAAACUCGGGAAAUCCGAGGGGAAUCUAAGGAAAUUCUGUGUUUACUGAAAAUUCAGUUUGAAUAUUUUUAGACAAACAACUGACGGAAUGUGAGUAAAAUUGUGAUGUAGAAAAUCGGAAAAUGCAGGGACAACUGGAGGAAAACCCGGAAAUUUUUUCUUUCGAAUGAAUGGGACAAUCACUAAAAAUCAUUUCGCUUUUUUCCAGAACUUGUGAAAUAAUGGGGCAAAAUAGGCGUUUCACUUCAUGACGCGUUAAUUAGGGUAUUAUGGACCCCUCCUUUCCCAAAAUUCCAAACACAUUCUGAGAUGAUUUUUCCAUUCAUUAUAAUGAUAAAUAUUUCCAAAAAUUAUCAAUAAAUCGACUGAAAAAAUUAUAAGUGAAGGGUUAACAUUGGAAAUAUCCAUCUCCGUAAUAAUACAGGGUUCCACUUUCUCGACUGCCGGCUCGUAGCUCUGAAAGAUCACCAGAAACCCCAAAAAUUUUGAUUCCCACAACCAAAAAAAAACUUUAAAAAAAAUCAAGUGGAGAAAAAAUUAUUAAAAAAAUUUCCACCUCAGUGGUCGCCAUUUUGUCUCCCUCAGAAGCCUUCAAAGAUAGAAACUCCCCAGAUUGUGCGAGAGAAGUAAUUACCCAGACCUUUGUGACACAGUGAAGUGAGUAGACGAGUGAUAACAAUUACUUUCACAUUUUUCUCAAAUAUCUCGAGAGCCAUUGGACAUACGACCUUCACCAACGUCUCAUUAAAAAGUCAGGGAAUUUUCCGAUGAGAUAGAAAAACAACUCCAUUUUGCCCCUUACUUAUGGAGAGAUAAGUGUGGUGAGAGCAAGAUUUUCACAUUGAAAUCGUGUUUUUCGGUUAUCAGGGAAAUUUGUUGAGAUAAAAGGACGUAUGACCAGGAUAUUAGAUCGGAAGUUUUUCUCCCACCUCGAGCGAUAAGAACCCCCUUUGUCCAGCACCUCCAGUUCUCGAGAUAUCGACAAAAAUCGAAGACGAGAAAUUUCACUCUUUUCCUCAUUUCUCUCGAAUGAACGAAACAAUGUAUUAUAUCGAGAUUAAGAAAAUUCAAUAAUUUUUAAGGGCAAACACCUACUGUAUAUAAUAAUUGUACUGUAACCAUUGGUAAUGCACUCUUCGAGAUGAGAAUUAAAAAGGAAUGAUAAAACUCGACGGAAGAAAACUUGUAAUUCAUCGAGUUGACGAUGAGAAAUUUUUAAUCAAAUUUUUAAUCCUUAAUUUGUAUUUUUAUUAUUUUUAUUAUGUUCCAUUGUUAUUAGUUUUUACGCACUAUCGAUUAUCGCAAUGAAUUAAUUAAUUGUAUGAAUUAUUAAUGAGAUAUAAUUGUAACAAAAAUACUGUUAACUAUUCUUAAAGACAAAAAUGGACAAAAAAAAUGAUUGAGAAAAAAAAUAUGAAAAAACUUUUGUAAACUGAGAUCAAGUGACGUCAAAGAAAAAAAAGUGUUCUUCGGAA